UUCUACGAGUUGAUGUCCAACGUGGGCGAGCUGGAAUUGGAAUUCACCACGCCGGUCUGAUCGACCGAGACCGGCGCGCUGUUGAAGAACUCUUCGUCAACCAGAAGAUCCAGGUGCUGAUUGCAACCUCAACACUUGCCUGGGGCGUUAACUUUCCUGCGCACUUGGUGAUCGUCAAGGGAACCGAGUACUUCGACGGCCACACGAAACGGUACAUCGAUUAUCCCAUCACCGACGUCUUGCAGAUGAUGGGUCGCGCUGGUCGGCCGCAGUUUGACAUGGAAGGCAAAGCCGUGGUGAUGGUGCAGGACACGAAGAAAGCCUUCUACAAGCGCUUCCUCUACGAGCCAUUCCCGGUGGAGAGUUGUCUGCCCAAGAUCCUGCCGGACUACCUCAACGCGGAGAUCGCUGCUGGCAGCGUCACCUCAAUGCAGGGCGCCCUUGAAUGUCUAACCUGGACGUUCUACUACCGCCGGCUCUUGGUUGGUCUUUCUAGUUACUACCAGCUAGAAGAGGCCUCUCCGACGUCGGUCAAUGCAUUCCUCUCCAAGGUCGUGUCAGACGCCGUCACCUGCCUACUCGACUCUGGAUGUGUUGAAGCGGACAGUGAAGACCCAAGUCUGACUCUGUAUUCCACUUCAAACGGACGUCUCGCCUCGUUCUACUACCUCUCGCAUCGUACAAUUAGUCUCUUCAUAGACCAGAUCAUGCCCACCUCCUCCAUUGAAGAUCUUCUCUACAUCCUAUCGAUGUGCGAGGAGUUCGCCUUGAUGCCAGUGCGUCACGGGGAGGAUGAAGUGAACGCGACUUUGGCCUCUCAAAUGCCGUUGCGCGUGCGUGGAGCAGCCGACUCACCCCACACAAAGGCGCACAUUUUGCUGCAGUCGCACCUCUCGCGUCGCACCCACCAGCUGCCCAUCGCCGACUACGCUACCGACACCAAGUCCCUCCUCGAUCAAACUCCCCGCAUAAUCCAGGCCAUGAUCGACUUUAGCGCUGAGCAGGGUUGGUUGGCGUGCACCUUGCGGUCGAUACUGCUGGGUCAGAUGCUCACCCAGGCGACGUGGUUGGAGGACAGCCCGCUCCUUCAGCUUUCUCCUGAAAUCAAUUCUUCCCACCUUGCGGCCUUCAGGUACUACUAUGGCGAUGUUGUUGACGCGAUGUUGCUACGUGUUCCACAGUCCCUGUUGUCUGGUGGGUGGUUGAUAGAUGGCUCCUGUUUCUUACGAGCACAAGUCGUUAACUCACGGUUACUCCUACGCGUCGUGAAUCAACUUGAAAUAAGUUUUGAAAUGAGGUGUAGCAUUUUCAUUAUGUCAUGUAAUAUGAGCUCGAGAGAGGAACAAGUGCUGGAAUUGCGAUUAACACUAUCGAAGGUGUUUACCAGGAUUGGGCUGCUACCUAUGGAAGUGACAAAGUGUGGUUCAGUCGAUUUCUAG
This is a messenger RNA of Mesocestoides corti, 1439 nucleotides long. The record is from the annotation of a GenBank genome assembly. Lineage: Eukaryota; Metazoa; Platyhelminthes; Cestoda; Cyclophyllidea; Mesocestoididae.